AUGCCCGUAGUGACACCCGAAAAGCUGGCCAGCCUGCAAAGGCAUGCGGCCGACGUCCGUAAUAUCUGCAUCCUGGCGCACGUAGACCACGGCAAAACCUCUCUCACAGAUGCUCUGCUCGCCACGAACGGCAUCAUCUCACCCAAGCUCGCCGGCAAGAUCCGCUACCUCGACUCCCGCCCGGACGAGCAGCUCCGCGGCAUCACCAUGGAGUCCUCCGCCAUCUCCCUCUACUUCUCCAUGCUCCGCCGCUCGGCCCCGGACGCGGACCCGGAGGCCAAGGAGUACCUCAUCAACCUCAUCGACUCGCCGGGCCACAUCGACUUCAGCAGCGAGGUGUCCACGGCCUCGCGCCUGUGCGACGGCGCCGUCGUGCUCGUCGAUGCCGUCGAGGGCGUCUGCAGCCAGACCGUCACCGUGCUGCGGCAGACCUGGACCGAGAAGCUCAAGCCGCUGCUCGUCAUCAACAAGAUCGACCGCCUCGUCACGGAGCUCAAGAUGUCGCCCGGCGAGGCGUACACCCACCUCAGCAAGAUCCUCGAGCAGGUCAACGCGGUGCUCGGCAGCUUCUUCCAGGGCGAGCGGAUGGAGGAGGAUCUGAACUGGAGGGAGCGUAUGGACGAGCGCGUGCAGGCGGCGUCGUCCAAGGAUACCGGAGCCGAGCAGAUGACUGAGUCGGGCGAGCUGCAGUUCGAGGAGCGGGAUGACGAGGAUCUGUACUUUGCGCCGGAGAAGAACAACGUCAUCUUCAGCAGCGCCAUCGACGGUUGGGCGUUCACAGUCCGGCAGUUCGCGGGCCUGUACCAGAAGAAGCUGGGCAUCAAGAGGGACGUCAUGGAGAAGGUCCUCUGGGGCAGCUUCUACCUCGACCCCAAGACGAAGAAGAUCCUGGGCCAGAAGCAUCUUAAGGGGAGAAAUUUGAAGCCCAUGUUCGUUCAACUAGUCUUGGAGCCCAUCUGGACGGUCUACCAGGCGACCGUCGGCGGCGAUCACGGCAAGGGGGAUCCGGUGCUGUUGGAGAAGAUUACAAAGUCGCUGGGGCUCAGCAUCCCGCCGCACAUUAUGCGCGCCAGAGAUCCAAGACUGCUUCUGACGACGGUCUUUGCCUCCUGGCUGCCACUAUCCACGGCCCUGCUCGUCUCUGUCGUGGAGUCGCUCCCGUCGCCACCCGCUGCGCAGGCGGAAAGACUUCCAGAGAUGCUGGAGGACGUCCCUGGCGCCGAGGCCAUCAACGAGAAGAUCAAGUCAGCCAUGGUUUCAUUCAAGACUGCCAAGGAGGACCCCGUGGUAGCGUAUGUUUCCAAGAUGGUUUCCAUCCCCGAGUCUGAACUGCCUCAGAACAAGCGCCGCGGCCAGCUCUCCGCCGACGAAGCCCGCGAGCUCGCCCGCAAGAAGCGCGCAGAAGCAGCACGCGCCCAGGCCGCGGCUACCAACGCCCAAAACGGCGUCAACGAUCUCACGAAAGCGCUGGAAGAGGUUAACCUCGAUGACUACACCCCGGAGAACGAGGAGAAGGAGGUCGACCCGGAGCACCUCAUCGGCUUCGCGCGCAUGUACUCCGGCACACUCACCGUUGGCGACUCCCUCUGGGUCAUCCCGCCCAAAUACUCCCCCGCCAACCCGGACGCCGAGCCCAAACCGGUCCAAAUCACUGUCACCGCGCUGUACAUGCUCAUGGGCCGCCAGCUCGAGGCGCUCGAAUCCGUCCCCGCUGGCGUCGUCUUCGGCAUUGGCGGCCUCGAGGGCCACCUCCUCAAGAACGGCACGCUCUGCAGCACCCUCGACGGGGCCGUCAACCUCGCCGGCGUGGCCACCCUCGGCAAGCCCAUCGUCCGCGUCGCCCUCGAGCCCGUCAACCCCGCCGACCUCGACAAGAUGAUCCACGGCCUGCGCCUGCUUGUCCAGUCCGACCCGUGCGCCGAGUACGAGCAGCUCAGCUCCGGCGAGCACGUCAUCCUCACCGCCGGCGAGCUGCACCUCGAGCGCUGCCUGACGGACCUCAAGGAGCGCUUCGCCCGCUGCGACAUCCAGGCCGGCGCCCCCAUCGUGCCCUACCGCGAGACCAUCGUCCGCGCCGAGGAGAUGCGCCCGCCCGCCAACAAGGACCUCGGCCGCGGCGUCGUCGUCGGCACCACGUCCUCCAAGCAGGUCUCCGUCCGCAUCCAGGUCCGGCCCCUCCCCGCCGACGUGACCGACUUCCUCCUCAAGAACAGCGACGUCAUCAAGCGCAUGUACUCGGACCGCAAGGCCGCCGCCUCCGACGAGCCCGAAGCCACCGCCGCAGAGGACAAGAUCGAGGCCGACACAGACCUCUCCGCGGCUAAGACAAUGUCCCUCGACGAGUUCAAGCAGAAGCUUCAAAAGGCCCUCGAGACAGGCCGCCACCGCGAGCCCUUCAAAGCCACAAUCGACCGCAUCGCAGCCUUCGGACCCCGCCGCACCGGCCCCAACCUCCUCAUCGACUCAACCAAGGACGGCCUCCUCUCCAAAAUCUUCUCCUCCGCCGCCGCCGGCACCGAAGCCAACCCCGACGCUCCCUCUGCCCCGCUCGCAGACGAGGCCCUGCGCCCCUCCCACGUCGCCGACAAGAUCCCCUACGCCUUCCAGCUCGCCACCGCCCAGGGGCCCCUCUGUCACGAGCCCGUCCAGGGCAUCGCCGUCUUCCUCGAGGACGUGACCAUCCACACCACCGACGACGACCCCAACCCGCUCGCCCGCGACCGCCUCCCCCGCCUCACAGGCGAGAUCAUCAAGACCUUCUCCGCCUCCCUCCGCUCCGGCAUGCUCGACUGGUCCCCGCGCCUCAUGCUCGCCAUGUACUCCGUCGAGAUCCAGGCCUCCACCGAGGUCCUCGGCCGCGUCUACGACGUCCUCACCCGCCGCCGCGGCCGCGUCCUCUCCGAGGCCAUGAAGGAGGGCACCCCCUUCUUCACCAUCCAGUCCGUCCUCCCCGUCGCCGAGUCCUUCGGCUUCGCCGACGAGAUGCGCAAGCGCACCAGCGGCGCCGCCCAGCCCCAGCUCAUCUUCGCCGGCUACGAGGUCCUCGACGAGGAUCCCUUCUGGGUGCCCUUCACCGAGGACGACCUCGAGGACCUCGGCGAGCUGGCCGACAAGGAGAACGUCGCCAAGCGGUACAUGGACGGCGUGCGGAGGAAGAAGGGCUUGUUGGUCGAGGGCAGGAACGUGGCGCGUGAUGCGGAGAAGCAAAAGACGUUGAAGAGGUAG
Molecule: messenger RNA, 3225 nt
Organism: Colletotrichum chrysophilum
Lineage: Eukaryota; Fungi; Ascomycota; Sordariomycetes; Glomerellales; Glomerellaceae
Exons: 2
Coding region: 1-3225 (1074 amino acids)
Biological process (GO): cytosolic ribosome assembly
Cellular component (GO): cytosol; ribonucleoprotein complex
Molecular function (GO): GTP binding; ribosome binding; GTPase activity
Source: RefSeq, a predicted model, not a curated record